Messenger RNA from Pestalotiopsis fici W106-1, 612 nucleotides. RefSeq lists its product as uncharacterized. Bases 1 to 612 code for a protein of 203 amino acids. The transcript is spliced from 2 exons. The record is from RefSeq and is a predicted model, not a curated record. NCBI's taxonomy places the organism in Eukaryota, Fungi, Ascomycota, Sordariomycetes, Amphisphaeriales, Sporocadaceae.
AUGCGAGACAAUGUUGAUGAUCCUAUCCAUCGCGACUUUCUCAUCAGUGCACGACUCAACCAUUUACACGUUCUGUUCCUCCUCAGUCGAGUGCCGAUUCCCCGUCUCAACGAACCCAAUGACGCCUUGGUCGAUGUUGCCUGUCAAAUGCUCCAGCUCGUGGUAGAAACAAUUCUGAUACGGGAUGAGCUUGCUAACUCUGGGACUACUGUUUCCUGGAAGGUUGCCUAUUAUGGUUUGCCUGCUGCAGGAAUCAUUAUUCUGGCGACUCUAAGAAAACCAGCAGCCAGCGACAAAUUGCGAACAUUGAAUUUUCAAGCUUUCCAAGAUUUGGUUGUAUUUGGCUCGGAGCUUACCAGAGGAACGGUAGUCAAACCUGGAGAUCCCAACUAUGCUUUGCUUUUGAAGGCGGCCCAUACAAUCCAUCGAUUCUUGGACUUUAUCCACAGCGGUGAAGAAAGUCAGGAGGUACCUCAUUCACCACAAAUUCUGCAGUCGCAAGACGAUGAGUUGCUCUACAUUCCCGAGCUGGACCCAGACUUCUGGAGUUCAGAGGCUUCUUUCUGGGAAGGCCUUGCGGAUCACCCAUUCCUGGAUACUCAAUUUUCAUAG